Oldenlandia corymbosa var. corymbosa is the source of this 1464-nucleotide messenger RNA. The record is from the annotation of a GenBank genome assembly. Lineage: Eukaryota; Viridiplantae; Streptophyta; Magnoliopsida; Gentianales; Rubiaceae.
AUGUUGAAACUUCCUUCCUUGGACUUGCAUCCUGACUACUUUGAUUUCGAGGACCACAACAAUAUUCCGACUCAUAGGUACAAGUUACUCAAGACAUGCCGAAAGAACUCCUCCUACUUUGAUGGGGAGAUUCUUACCAUUGGGGUGGAUUCGUCAUGGAGAACUACCCUCCAUGACAAGAAUCCGCCCAUUUCAUCUGAACACACAAUCAAAUCUCUGAGUGCGUGUUUAGAUGGUGUUCUUUGCUGGACGGACGACAAUGGUCUUGAAAUCGGGGCUUUUGAUCUGGCAAAGGAGAAGUUCAUUCGCAUUCCCUCACCGUUACGGGCUGGAGAAGGUGUGAGUUAUAAAGCUACUAGGUAUUACAACCACAAACCAUACAUGAUGCUAGCGAAUUUCGGGCCUAGCAUAGUUGUAACAAAACCUAAAGGGGACGACGACUUUGAAAAACAGCAAAUUCUACGUUAUGAGAGGAGCGGAGGAGGAAAUUGGGUUGACGUUGUACCGGAGUUAAAUCUCGCGGACGGAGAUAAAGUUGCUUCUUCAUUUCCUAAGUACUGCAAAGAUUUUUAUCCCACCGCUUUAGGUAUACUUCCCAAUGGAAAAGUGAUGCUAAUGCGGGCUGAAGACCAGAAAAGUGCAUCCUUUUACAGUUUAAGAUUGGACUUCUUGUGGCCGAAUCAUGAAGAAAUUAGGCUUCCGUCUGAUCAUCAGCGGAUCCCGGAUGAUUCUGUCCGGAAAAUCCUAACACGGCUUCCAGUGAAGUCCCUGAUGAUAUUCAAAUGCGUGUCUCCAAAUUGGCUAUCAAUGAUUGAAGAUCCAUCCUUCACCAAGUCCUACACGGGUGGUUCCCGAGGUGGAGUACUUUGCUGGAUGGACUGCAAUGGUCUCAAAAUCACGGCUUUUGAUCUUGCUAAGGAGAAGUUUACCCACAUUCCCUCGCCUUUUGGGCGUGGAGAAGGUUUAUAUUAUAAUGCAAGGCAUCACAACAACAAGCCUUUUAUGAAGCUAGCGAAUUUCGGACCCAGCAUAGCUGUGACAAAACCUAUUGGUGACAACUUGGAAGAACAUCAAAUCCUACGUUAUAAUAUUAGUGGUGGUGAUCAUGGUACAGAUGAGAAUGGAGGAGGAGGAGGAGUGUGGGUUGACGUUGUACCAGAACUGCAGCCAGCAAAUCGACCUGAAAAUUCAUCGUUUGCUUUGUAUGAUGAUGGAUUUCAACCAGUUGCUUUGGGUAUACUUCCUGAUGGAAAGAUGCUAAUGCGCCUUGGUGAUUACCAUGGUUUUUCAAACGGGCUUGACUUUUUGAAUCUAUCCAAUAGGGAGGAGUUGCAAAGAAUUGGGAUUAAUACAUCUUUUCUUAAUGAUGUGCCUAAAAGGAAGGUGGAAAUGCCUGGGAUUGAUCAUUCUGCCUGUGAAGGGAUUGAUGAGAGAGCAAAAUCUGAUAUCUUUGAAGGAGGCUAG